GAAGGAGGAGAGAACAAAUUGGUAGACGAGGAAGUCAACCCUCUCACAGAAUUUCUGCCAGAGUUGAUCUGCAAAGCAAAAACAGAAGUUGAGAAAGAAGAUGUUGGAAGUGAGCCAGGAACGACUUUGCAAUGGAAAGGAAGAGGAAAAAAAAAUCAAGGACAGAGGAGCGUGAAGUACGGAGAAAGUCAACAACCAUAUCAACGGAGAAAAAAGGCAGGGAGGAAAGGGCUGAAAGCAGACAGAAGUAAUCAGUGCUGAUGGAUUAGAAGUAAUGGAAAGGCCAAGUGACAGGGAAUGAGAGAGGGGCUAAUGGGUGAUGUUGAAGACCAGAUGAUGAUUGGAGAGUGGAACUCAGCACAGAGAGAUCAGAAAGCAGUUCUUGGUGAAUACCACGUCAAAUCAGUUUUGACUCACUUUGAUUGGCAUGGCGAACUGACUUGCUACACAGAGAGAAAAAUAAGUCUAUUUUGCUCCUGGUUGCCUGUCCCCUGUGCUCCAAAAACUACUACUUAUACAAUAAUUUUAAAGUGGGAUAAAAUCCUGAGAUGUUUUGAAAGAACUACAACAUCAACGUCCAUCACAAUAGAACGAAAAUUCCUUUACAUGAAUCGUGCUGUAAUUAUUUGGGUAUCAGCAAAUUACUCCCAUGAGAGCUAUGUGAAAACAAAGAACAUCUCCAUUAUACCCAGCAAGGCAGAGAAGUGUGCUAUACACUCCAUACGUGCUCACCAGUUAUCAAACAGAUUAAUAAUUAAGUGGGAUGCACCAAAAAAGUCUAUGCAAUAUGAACUGCAAUAUAAAGAAGCACGUCCAGCAGCCUCACAAUGGAUAUUGGUGCCCACAGCAAAUGAUGCUGUCAAUGUGACUAUCUCCAAUUUAAACAGUACAUCUUCAUAUGUUAUUCAGCUCAGAUGCAUACCCAGUGAGGAUCACCACUGCGUUUGUGUUUGGAGUAAAGAGAUUUUAGUCCCUCAUAAGCUGAUUGACAAGCCAACAAUUUCAGCUAAUGAAACCAUAGAAAUCAAUCCAGGAAGAAUAAGUAUUUUUCUUCAGUGGCAGAUAACACAAAGCAGGAAUGUCAUUGGAUACUAUAUUAAUAUUGAAAGAAUACCCAACAGUUGCAAUGAUCGAUUCGAACGCAUCAACGUAACGGAGAGAAGAGUGCAUCUGAAUCUCUCCAUGGCUUAUUAUCGGUUUAAUAUUUCUGCCUAUAAUGAAGCAGGAGAAUCUCCACAGAUCACUUAUGUUGUCCCAGAUUUCACCGCAACAGUUUUGCCUGGACAAAUCACUGCCAUACCACAGGAAAACAACACUGUUGUCACCUGGACUCCAGAAUAUAUUCCAAAGUGUUUUGUGGUUGAUUGGGGCACUGGUAAAGAAGAUAUGCACAUGAAAAUAAUAACUAAGCCCAUGGGAAAUUUCACACUAGACCAUUUACAACCAUACAAAUUGUACAAAAUAAUGGUGCAUGCAUCUGACAUAUGUGAAUGUGAAAGUUUCAUGAGACAUGAGAGGACAUUUGGAGUGACCCACUUCUACUCAGUUCAAGGAGUUCCUAGGACAGGUCCAGCUACUGUGAAAAUUUCAAAUAUCAUGAAGUAUUCCGCUAUUGUGAAAUGGACUGAAGUACCUGCAGAAGACUGUUUGGGCUUCCUCCAGGGAUACAGAAUCAACUACACAGACACAAUGAAGAAUCUCUCUCUGGCUGUUGCUGUCAAUUCUUCUACCACCUGCUACCUGUUAACAGGACUUAAAGAAAAAACUGCCUAUAAAGUACAGAUUUCAGGAGUCACCACUGCAGGAGAAGGAGCCCAAAGUCGUUCACAGUUUUUCACUACUCUGAAAUAUGAUAAAGGGGAAUUUGAAGGUAUUGUUGCUGCCCUUUGUCUUGGCAUCACAUCCACCAUGUUUUUUCUACCCAUCAUUUGUUCAUUGAUGCUUAGAAGGUCAAGAAAAUUGUGCUGGCCAACUGUCCCAGAUCCAAGAAACAGCAGCGCUAUCCAAGAUGUGGCAAGAAUCAUUCCACGGGCUAGCCAGGGACCCACUUCAAGGCUAUUGCUUCAAACACAAACAGACAAUGAUACUACCAGCCUUCAUGUGAUAGAAGAGGAUUCAAAGGCUUCUUUGAAGCUGCAGCCCUUUAUUGAGGACACAGAAGACAACAGUGAGUGUGAUGCAGGCCAAUCUGAAAGUGCUGGUGGUAGCCCAGACACCUGUCCAAGUCUUUCGAAAAUCCCUGAAAAAGCAAUUGCAACCGAAAAAGAAAGAGUCAGCUCUAGCAUGAGGGCACCUCUCCUGAGUGAUUACACCAGCAUGGAAUUCAGUCAGAAAGCCAUGCUAAGUCUGGCACUGAAUCUCCUUCCACGGGCUGUCCAGCCUCACAUGGAGGGGAAACUGAACAACAGGCCAGGAAAAGUGGAGCAAUGCACACUGUUUACACCUCAAGACUAUGUGAAACAGAGCCAGGUGGUGUUUACACCAACUGGACCAACACUGAUGGAAGAAACCAGUUUGAGCUGAGGUCUCUCAAUGCCUCCCCAUGACAUAGAAGCAAGCCCCAAAACCUUUGAUGCUUGAUUGGAGCAGUUACAAUAUUUUAGGAUGGUGAUUCUGUGAAUGUUGAUUCUUCUUUGCUUUAAUAAGUUUCACAGAUAAAGUAGUUUGUGUGUAUAGUUACAUUAGCCAUUUCAGGCCCUUGCUCUUACCACAAAUCAUACUCAACUAAGUUUUGCAGUCAUGACAUGGACAAAGCUCCAGUUUGGGUCCACCAAAGAUUUCCAGCUGGAUAUGGCUCCUUGCUACUUUGAGUCUGAUAAUUUGUCAGUGUUACUGUAGUAAAUGCAAUGUGGUCUAGUGACUCAACUGCAGCACUGGUAGACAAGAACCCUUGAUUCUAGUCCCAGCCUUGUUAUUUGUUUGCUGUAAGCAAGUCAAAAUCUCCAAAAGUGGUGUUUAAUUUUGGAUGACCAAUUUGAGACAACGAAGAUCCGAUUUUCAGAGCUGGUUAACAAAGCCCUUCAAUCUGUUGGAAAGGAAUCCAACCAACUUGUCUGUCUUUUGCAUUUUGGGGCAGUGUGGCAACUUUCUCAACAAGCUUCCUGUUCAUUCCUUCCAAGGGAUGUUCCUGAUCAGCUUGUGUGUUUGGCCAUUGAGAAGGGUACAGGAAAUCCUCAAAAGCGGGAGAGCAAGUUUUCAGCCAUAUCACACUGGGCUCUGAUAGUCUUGGCUCUCACAAGCCAGGCACAGAAUUUGCUCAGUAUAUGGAUAAGACAUCUUCAAUGAAAACCUAAGUGGUUACUGUAAGUGAUGUUAACGAGCCAGACUCUUUGAGUCAAUGAUAUAUCAACCCCCAAGGCAGAUGUUUCGCUGAUAGAGGUGGCAUCUUUAGGAUGAGAAGAAAAACAAGCCCUCGUGGCCACUGGAGACCCUGUGACACUUUCUGCAAGAGUGGGAGUAUUUGCUAGACAACCUAGCCAAACUCAGAGGAGGAGGAAAUGAUUCCCCUGAGUUCAGCACUUCACAUUGAUAAAGCACCUUACAUCCUGAAGUAGUGGUGCUAUUAUGGGUGUGUCCCCCCUUUUGACCCAAGCAGCAAAUCCAAGUUCAAGGCCCUGUGGGUUGUUUCCACUAGGAAGUGAAAAUAAAAUAGAGGCAGGUAUUUCUUUGAUGCAAUCCUGUUUAUGUAUACAGAAUGUACAAAGUCCAGUUUCCCUGAACAAAGGAAGAAACAACAACAGAAAACAGCAUCCUUUCUUUCAGCCCAUAACCCCAACCCAAAACACCUCUGUAGCUUCUUCCAGGGCCACCCCAUGCUAUGUCUCUCUCUGUCCUGAGUUUGUUUACUUACUCACACACACAUCACAGUCCUUCCACCUAGAUUGUAUGUUCCUGAGCUGACUUGCUUGUUCCUUUGUUUUGAGCUUAUUUAACUGUCUUUUACAGUUCUCUUAAGUGAAGGGUGGUAGUUAAACCUGCAACAGGCGCUAUGAUUUCCAGCUUUAUAUAAAAUGGUUACUCACCUUCUUGUAACUGUUGUUCUUAGAGAACAUGUCCAUUCCAAUCAGGUGCGUAUGUGCCGCAGGCAUGACAAGAUUUUUCCCCUAGCAGUAUCUGUAGGGUCAGCCUGGGUGUCCCCUAGAGUUGCACAUUCAUGGCGCCCAAUAUAGGGCCCUGCUGACCAGACCCCCGCUCAGUUACUUUAUGCUGGGUACUCUGUCAGAGGGGUAGGAGGGUGGGUAUUGGAAUGGACGUGAACAACAUCUCAAAGAACAACAGUUAUGAGAAGGUGAGUAACAGUUUUUUCUUCUUCGAGUGCUUGUUCAUGUCAAUUCCAAUCAGGUGAAUCACAAGCCCAAAUUCAGAUGGCGGGGUUGGAGUUGUGCACUGAUUGGAGUACCGCUCUACCGAAGGCCCCAUUGUCUCUGGCCUGCUGGGUAAUAGCAUAAAGUGUGUAUCAUGUCAUUGCCCAGCAUAUUUCCUGGGUAGGAACCUGAGCCAGGAAAGCCACUGAACAGGCCUGCACCCUGGUGGAGGGCACAGUGAUUGGAUGGGCAGGCACUCCUGCCAGGUUGUAGCACUCUCAGAUGCAGGACGUGAUCCAUGACAAAAUUCAUUGAGAAGAGACUGGAAGACCCUUCAUUCUGUCUGCCACAAAUUGUUGAACGGACUUCCGGAAUGGUUUUGUUCUUUUGACGUAAAGGGCUAGCACUCUGGAGACAUCCAAAUAAUGAAGCCUUUGCUCCCUGCUACUCAAGUGCACCAUAGGAUAGAACACUGGAAGGAAGAUGUUCUGGUUGAUGUGAAACUGGGAAACAACCUUUGGUGGGAAAGCUGGAUGUGGCCUGAGCUGAACCUUGUCCUUGUAGAACAUGGUAUAAGAGGGCUCUCAUGUUAGGGCCUUGAGCUCAGAUACCCUCCUGGCUGAGAUUAUCACUACCAGAAACGCCACCUUGUACGAGAGGUAGAGGAGGGAGCAUGUCGCUAGCAGUUCAAAAGGUGGUACCAUCAGUCUGGAAAGGAUCAGGUUGAGGUCCCAGGCCGGGACUGGCUGCCUGACUUGCAGAUAGAGUCUGUCUAGACCUUUGAGGAAUCAACUGACCAUAGGGUUGACAAAGAUUGACCGGCCCUCUGAGCCUGGAUGGAAGGCAGAGAUGGCGGCCAAGUGAACCCUUACUGAUGACAUGGACAGCCCCUGCUGCUUGAGAUGGAGGAGAUAGUCUAAUAUGAGUGGCAUGGAGGCGAGCAUUGGGAUGAAUGGUGCUGCGCCGACCAGAUUGAAAAUCUCUUCCACUUGGCAAGGUAGGUAGCUCUGGUGGAAGGUUUCCUACUGCCAAGGAGGACUUGUCUAACCAGGUCUGAGCAAGAGAGCUCUGUCCGGUUAACAGAUUGAAUGGAAGGACUGUGAACUGGUAGUGGGUGUCAUUCACCACAAACCUGAGGUAUUUUCUGUGGGACAGAGUUAUUGCUAUGUGAAAGUAUGUGUCCUUCAAGACAAGGGCAGCAUACCAGUCUCCUGGAUCCAAUGAAGGGAUGAUGGAGGCCAAAGAGACCAUGCGGAACUUGAGCUUCUUCACGAACUUGUUGAGCCCUCUCAGGUCUAGGAUGGGCCUGAGCCCGCCUUUGGCUUUCGGUAUUAGGAAAUAAGCUUCUCAUGGCCAUCCCUGUAGUCAUGGUCCGGGCAGCCGCAUCAGCACAGUCAAAAGCUGCCUACAAGGAGGCCCUAGAAAUGAGUUUGCCUUCCUCCACCAAGGCAUUAAAUUGGGAGCAGGAGUCUGGUGGUAAUUUCGUGGCAAACUUGACCAAUGCUCUGCAGGUGUUAAAGAAGUACCUACUAAUGAUGGCCUGCUGGUUUGAAAUGCGGAGCUGCAAACCACCGGUGGCGUAGACUUUUCCCCCGAACAAGUCCACCUUUUUCGCCUCCUGAUUUUUAGGGGAGGAUUCCUGAAACCCCCGAUACUCCCUGUGCAGCAUCCACCACCAAAGAGUCAGGCAGAGGAGGAGUAUAGAGAUGCUCGCAUCUCUUUGAGGGGACGAAAUAGCAUCUCUCAUUUCUCUUAGCUGUAGGGGGCAAAGAGGCCGAAGUCUGCCACAAAGCUUUUGUGGUCUCAUUUAUAGUUUUGAUUAAUGGCAGUGCAAUACGUGAGGGCCUAGAGGGGGCGAGGAUGUCCACCAUGGGAUCAGCAUCCUCUUCCAGUUCCUCUGCCUAGAUCCCCGGGUUCUGGGCCACCCUGUGCAGCAACUGUUGCAGGACCCUGUUAUCCUCCAAGGCUGGUGCUAUCAAAGUGCCCGCAACUGCCUCAUCUGAGGAGGAUGAGAGCACCAGGAUAUGACCUUGGUCACUUUCCUCAGCACCAAGAGGGUCAUGUUGAUUAUUGGGCUGCUGGUGCUGAAGAGGUCAGUAUCAAGGAGGUCACUGGUGCUGGGAUGGUUACCAGCGCCGGGGCUUGAGCAGCAGGCGGAGGUAUCAGCAUUGUCUCCAGUGCCAGCUGCUGUGACACGACCUGUGCCGACCUGGAUCUUGACACCUGGCUCUGACCCUGGGCUUGAUGAUAGGCCCAGGGAGUCCAAAAGGGCCACUGAGCUGGUGGUUGCCAUUGAGGUGGCCACGCCACCGAGAUCUAGACCUCCUGCUGCUUGACCUAUGUGAAUGAUAGGACUCUGCCUCAGACUCCGAGGUCUCCAAAAAGGAAGACCACGGAGGAGUGAUACUGGGUGGUGCCCAUGAGCAGCACCAAGCCUCUUGGGAUUGGUGCAGUCCUCACACAUGGGCAGCCUGCACUGGGAAGUGGCACAGCAGAGAUGGGGCAUGGUGUGUCAUCAUCUCCGGCUUGCCCCUAAAUGGGAUAGGAGGCCAGAUUAUGACUGGUGACUCAGCCCUCCUUGGAGAAGGCGGUGCAAUCAGGCGAAUAAGGUCCUGCACCGCCUCAAAAGUCUCUGGAGUGGAGGGGAGUUGAAUGUGCUGGCCAUGGCAGUCUGGAGAACAGUAGUGGGCCAGACUCGACUGGACCCCUUGCUGGGCAGAAGUUGACAAGUUUCAGGGAGGUGCCGGGCCCAACAUAGGCUGCAUGGACUGAGGCCUCCCUGCCGCUAGCUCCUUAGGCUUAGGAGAGGGAGAGCGUCCCCUCUCCUGCCUCUUUUUCUUCUGGGGCACCGGGGACAAAGAUUGGCGCCUGCCAGAAGAUUGGUGCCUGCUUAUGUUUGGCACUGUGUUGGUGCCGGGAGUCUUUAGCCUCCUUUCUUGGUGCCGGUGCACUGCACACAGAGGAUGCGGUGCUUGGCAAGGGCUCCACCAACCAGGGGUCAGACUGUGGGAGGAGGGCACCCUCCAUGAGAAUUCUGAGUCUCUCCUCGCAAUCCUUGAGGCUCCUUGGCUGAAACCCCUUAAAAAUGCGGCACUUGUCCUUUUGGUGACUCUUGCCAAGGCACUUCAAACAAGAAGUGUGCGGGUCACUCUUUGGCAUCAAUUUACCACAAACUUCACAUGAUUUGAACUCUGGCAACGGACACAUGCCCCAGUGUUGGGGAAGCUUUCAGAAGUAAGAGUGACAGAAGUUCCAACUAGCCGUCACCAGCGGUAAGAAGGAACUGGGGGGGGCAGGAGGGGGGGGACAGGUUGGCAGGGCCCUAUACUGGGCACCAUGAAGGUGUGACUCUAGGGGGCACCCAGGCCGACCCUACAGAUACUGCUAGGGGAAAAAUCUUCCGGCUGUUGUGCAAAUGGUGUGUGCACACCUGAUUGGAAUUGACAAGUACUCGAAGAAGAAACAUCUUUACUACUUCUUCAAGAAUUUAAAACACAUAUGAAAAUGCAUCUGGUCUGCUUCUACAUCUAUAGAAGGAGUUAGUGGGGAUGCAGGGGAGGAAAUGUCUUCUCUCAUCAUGUUGGAGAAUCAAGAUUAAAAAAAUUAAAAAGUCUUUCACAGAUUUAUGAAAUCAUGCAUAGAGUUCAUCUCCAUCAUGAAAUCACUGGGCUUACAUCAUCCUGGUCUGGAAAAAUGUUUUCCUAUGAGACGAGGCCAGAGAGAGGGAACCAAGUAACAUCACUACCUCAACUAGCACUGGCUCAAUCCUAAACACCACCUGGAUGCAAGACUCCAGUCACCUCCUCCUUUUUGUGUCUGUUUCCUUCACUGUCUUAUGUUUUUUCCUUUCCUAUUUUUCUCCUUUUGCCUUCUGUCUAAUAAGGAUAUGCCUUAGCCAGUCAAGACUGCAUCUUUUGUAACAUUACUGUGAACCCUGUGACCAGAAAGCCAGCCAAAAGCCUUAACCUGCUGUACCAGUGUUAGGUUUGCCAGGUCUCAGAGUGCAAAAUGACGUGCUGACUCAUGUGUCUCUAGCAGUGAGGUUGCAAGUAAAAAUCAGCACCAGAGAUAGAAACUAUACUUUUUCUGUAUCUUUAAUAAAAGGUUUAAAAAAAUAAUGGUGUGUUUGCAAUAUGACUAAGCAGGCCAAAGCCGUUGUACUCAAACCCCGAACCGUGUUUAACUGUUUAGUGUUCUACAGUGACACGGUCAUGUUUGACUCUAUGGGACUCUACUUAUUCCAUUUAAAUUAACACAACAGCACGCGAAGAACAACAGUUGCCUAAGUCUCACUCUCUGAAAGGGAGAAGCAAAAUAUAUAUGAAGCCAGAAAAGUAAACUGUAAGAGUUUCAUGGACUAAAGUAAUUAUCACUAUGCUGAUUACUCAUCUCUACAUCAGGCUUGAAUAGGACUGUGUUUUCUUGCUUAACAAGCUCCUUGUAGCGGAUAGGGUCCUAGAUGGACUCUAGCUAGCAGAGGUGAUCUAGAGGCUAACAUUUGGAGGAAUUGGCAAUUAGUGAUCACAUGCACUUUCAAGUGAGGGCAUUUGGCUGCAGAUUGUCAAAGUGAUUUACAGCCUUAAGUCCUUGAUGAACUAAUCUUUGUUUUUGGAUACCCAGACACAAAUGACCAAAACCACAUUCUUUCAUCUUAGAGAUUGUACACCUUUCCUUCAUGCGCAGACCUAGCUACAUUUAUCCAUGCUUUCAUUUUACUUUAAGGCCAGACUACAACAGCUCUCUAUCUGGCUCCCUCAAAGACCAUGUGGCAUUCAGCUAGUGAGAAACCUGGCUGCUCAGCUUUGGUAUAUGGUAUUUUGGCAAGAUGUUAACACACCAAGUUUUGGUACUCUAUGCUGGCUACCAGUUCACAUCUGCGUGAAAUUCUAGAUAUUAGUUACAGUCUAUAAAUCCCAGAAUGGUCUAGGCUUUGUUUAUCUCGAAGACCACCUCUCACUCAGCUCUACCAUGGCAUCUGUACUUGAAGAAAUACUUCAGCUGUCUUCAUAAAGGAGGUAUGGGGACUGGAAGAAAGGUGCACUUUGUAUUGGUCCCUCACCUCUGGAACAUGGGCCUAUUGGAAGUCACUCUGAAUCCAAACCAGUCAUAGCUAGAAAGCUCUUCAAAAUGCACUGCCUUGUUUAAAGCUUCUACAAGUGCCAGACAUUAGUUUCCAAGCUUGUGUUACCCUAUUUUAUGCAGUUGGUUUGCCUAGCUUGGGCUUCGUGGCAUUGAUAUUGGCAUCCUACUUUGGGGAAGUAUAUUUCUUUUGUCUAAAUUAUGUUAACUGUGCUCUAGUACUGUGGCAAUGAGCACAUUAUGAAGGCAUGUAACAAUAAUAUUCUGGACUGUUCACGGCAGGGUUUCAGAAUACAGUUCGUUUUAGGAAACCUUCCCCUGAAGCAAGUCAUAUUAUUCAUAUGGAGAGACCAGACUUGUAUCUGGGGUGCUAUAUCAAUCAUACUCAUCCCCAUUUCUACAAUCAAAGUGCAGGUGUAAGUAACAAUAUAUGUGGGGGAUGUGAGACUGGGAAGGGGGGGAACUCUGGGUUCAUUAAAUGGAGCCCAAGUCACAUACAUGAAAGAAGCCUGCAUGCCCGCCCACUAUGCGUGAACUCCUGGCUCCCUACCAUAUCUCUGGGGAGGCAGGAAUUAAAUCCAGAAAUAAAUACUGCACUCAGCUACAAAACACUUUUACCAGGGCAGAAACGACAACUUAAUUAGAACCAGGAACUAUUUGGCCCCUCCCCCCCCCCACUGAGUAGUAACACAGCGUAUUGCAUCCCCACUGCCUCAAUAUAUUGACGAAGCCAAUUAAGAGUCCAAAUGGUCCCCCAACACCAGUCGCCUUGUUCCAAACAGGGUACACUUCAGCUGGGAACUGGUACCUGGGGAUGAUGCAAGCUUGAAGGGGUGAAUCCCAGUCUCGACUGUGUUGCCUGACAGGCAUCUCCAUGAACCCCAUGCUGGUCAGGACUCCUGGGUCUGCACCUUCAGCCCAGCUACAUCCUCACUCCUAGGUUGAUCCCCUAGGCCUGAGUCAGGCUAUGUUUGGCCCUACUCCCUCCAGCAGCAACAUGUGAUCACACCUCCAUCCCCUCUACACCCCCAUCUCUGUGUCAGCCAAUUGGCUCACAGCUAGUCACAGGCCACCUGGUUAAUCUCUUGUCUCCACUUGGGCAGUGUGGAGCUCCUGCUCUGGAGUGGCAUUCCUGUUCUCCAAUGGGGAGAGGGGCAGGCUGGCUGGCUGGCAACAAGGGGUGGGAUUUCCUUCUAGUCCUCUAGCCCAGUGGUUCUCAACCAGGGGUACAUGUAGGGGUACAUCAACUCAUCUAGAUAUUGGCCUAGUUUUACAACAGGCUACAUAAAAAGCACUAGCAAAGUCUGUAUAAUCUAAAAUUUCAUACAAUGACUUGUUUAUGGACACUUUUCAAAGAUACCAUAAUAGAGGCUCAACUUAAAUGUACACAC
This is a messenger RNA of Chelonia mydas (Green sea turtle), 10774 nucleotides long. Its product is annotated as interleukin-6 receptor subunit beta. Lineage: Eukaryota; Metazoa; Chordata; Testudines; Cheloniidae. The record is from RefSeq and is a predicted model, not a curated record. Gene Ontology annotation, cellular component: signaling receptor complex; external side of plasma membrane. Gene Ontology annotation, biological process: cytokine-mediated signaling pathway. Gene Ontology annotation, molecular function: cytokine binding; cytokine receptor activity.